Messenger RNA from Monopterus albus (swamp eel), 858 nucleotides. Its product is annotated as C-C chemokine receptor type 8. Gene Ontology annotation, cellular component: membrane; external side of plasma membrane. Gene Ontology annotation, molecular function: C-C chemokine binding; C-C chemokine receptor activity. Gene Ontology annotation, biological process: positive regulation of cytosolic calcium ion concentration; cell chemotaxis; calcium-mediated signaling. Bases 106 to 858 code for a protein of 250 amino acids. The transcript has 3 exons. The record is from RefSeq and is a predicted model, not a curated record. NCBI's taxonomy places the organism in Eukaryota, Metazoa, Chordata, Actinopteri, Synbranchiformes, Synbranchidae.
GUGUCCCUGCCCCUCCAGGCCAAUUCCCAGGAGCUUGUGUCAUGCAAACUAGUAACAGGACUCUAUCAGCUGGGUUUCUACAGUGGGACUUUGUUUGUGACCCUAAUGAGUGUGGACCGCUACCUGGCCAUCGUCCAUGCAGUAGCAGCCAUGCGUGCCCGGACACUCUGCUAUGGGAUCACAGCUAGCAUCAUUAUCUGGGUUGUAUCUGUCAUCAUGGCCAUCCCUCAGGUUGUAUUUGCCAACGUGGAGAAUGAAGAAGGCGUAAAGCAGUGCCAGCGGCUAUACCCACAUGAGAGUCAGCAGUUUUGGAAAAUGCUGCGAAACUUCAGUGAGAACUCAGUGGGUCUUUUUGUCUGCCUUCCCAUCAUAAUUUUCUGCUAUGUGAAAAUCCUUCUUGUGCUUUCCAAAUCCAGGAACUCCAAUAAGGGCAAAGCUGUAAAGCUGAUAUUUACUAUAGUGUGUGUGUUUGUGGUGUGCUGGGUUCCCUAUAAUGUCAUGAUAUUCCUUGAGACGCUGCAGCUAUUUGAUAUUCUGAACACCUGCGAGGCUUCAAAAACCAUCAACUCUGCCUUGACCUAUGCUGAGAUUAUUGCACUCUCUCACUGCUGUGUAAAUCCAGUCAUCUAUGCAUUUGUAGGGGAGAAGUAUAGAAAAUCAAUGGGCAAAAGCUCUAGGGACCCUAAGGAAGUUACUGAUGAAAAAGGAAGAAGGAACAACUGUGGUGACAAACUGUCUGACGCCACCAAAACCACUGGGCCCUAUCUCAUGAUACGGCUGGGGUUGUUAAUCCUGAGAAUCCUCAUCAUGGGCUGUCUCAAGGUGGAAAUUCGAUCCUCCUUAUGGAGGAGAGCUUAA